Molecule: messenger RNA, 811 nt
Organism: Papilio machaon (common yellow swallowtail)
Lineage: Eukaryota; Metazoa; Arthropoda; Insecta; Lepidoptera; Papilionidae
Product: actin cytoskeleton-regulatory complex protein PAN1-like
Exons: 2
Coding region: 99-713 (204 amino acids)
Source: RefSeq, a predicted model, not a curated record
ACGAUUUAACGAAUUUAAUGAUAAAAUUAACAGGAAGUAUAUAAAGACAGAAAAUCAGUCAUUCAGUGUCAGUCUACUUUAGGCUAAAAAGAAGCAUCAUGAAAUUCGUAAUCGCUUUUGCGCUAUUCGCCGCGGCGUCAGCUAGCAUCAUCCCACCUUCGGUGGUAGCCAGCACCAACCCUGAGGUUCAGGAGAUCCUCGCUGCCAUCCAGAACCCGGCAACGGACCCUGCCACCGCCGCCGCGCUCGAACAGAUGCUCCUUGAAGUCCUCGGCGUCGCCAAGCCAGAGCCCAUCCACGUCGGACCCGCCAUCGUUGACAGUGAGCCUAUUCACGUCGGACCUGCCAUCAUUGACGGCUACGAGCCCAUCCACGUCGGACCCGCCAUUGUUGACAGUGAGCCUAUUCACGUCGGACCUGCCAUCAUUGACGGCUAUGAGCCCAUCCACGUAGGACCCGCUAUCGUCGACAACUACGAACCCAUUCAUGUUGGACCUGCAAUCGUACAACCCUCGCCGGUUGCUUCACCCUCCCCCCUUGUUCAGAUUAUCUUAAACGUGCAGUCGUCAUCUGACGUCGCUAUUGAUUCGGUCCCCUCCCCUGCGCCCACCCCUGUGCAAGUCGUCGACGAAGCCGAGGCUCCGGAGCCCAUCAUCGUGGUUGACAAGCCUGAACCUCUACCUGUCAUCACUCUGCCUGAAACUAUCAAUUAAUUAAUAUGAAAUGUAACAGACCUGAUCACAAAAAUAUGUACUCAUAAUCUAUGUUUUUUACUCUGUGUAUAAUGAAUUAAUAAACUUUUUGCUUCUAA